Molecule: messenger RNA, 2162 nt
Organism: Rosa rugosa (rugosa rose)
Lineage: Eukaryota; Viridiplantae; Streptophyta; Magnoliopsida; Rosales; Rosaceae
Product: peptidyl-prolyl cis-trans isomerase CYP59-like
Exons: 15
Coding region: 37-1941 (634 amino acids)
Biological process (GO): protein peptidyl-prolyl isomerization
Cellular component (GO): nucleus
Molecular function (GO): peptidyl-prolyl cis-trans isomerase activity; RNA binding; zinc ion binding
Source: RefSeq, a predicted model, not a curated record
UUGAAGAAGGGAAAUCCAGAGAGAGAGAGAGAGAAGAUGUCAGUGCUUAUAGUGACGAGUUUGGGGGAUAUAGUUGUGGAUUUGUACACAGACAGGUGCCCUCUUACUGCCAAGAACUUCUUGAAGCUCUGCAAGAUAAAGUAUUACAAUGGGUGUCUCUUUCACACGGUCCAGAAGGAUUUUACUGCACAGACUGGUGAUCCAACUGGAACAGGUUCUGGUGGUGAUUCAAUUUACAAAUUUUUGUAUGGUGAUCAGGCUCGCUUUUUUGGUGAUGAGAUUCAUCUUGAUUUGAAGCAUGCUAAAACGGGCACAAUUGCCAUGGCCAGUGCUGGAGAGAAUCUCAAUGCCUCUCAGUUCUAUUUUACAUUGCGUGAUGAUCUAGACUAUCUCGAUGGGAAGCAUACAGUUUUUGGGGAGAUAGCAGAGGGGUUGGAGACAUUGACAAGGAUCAAUGAGGCUUAUGUGGACGAGAGCAACAGACCCUAUAAAAAUAUUAGAAUCAAGCAUACCUACAUAUUGGAUGAUCCUUUUGAUGAUCCUUCACAACUAUCUGAGUUAAUUCCUGGAGCCUCCCCGGAAGGCAAACCAAAGGAUGAGGUUGAUGAUAAUGUGCGUCUUGAAGAUGAUUGGGUGCCGAUGGAUGAAGAAUUGGCUCCUGGAGAGCUUGAGGAGCGUCUUCGUGCCAAAGAUGCACAUUCCAGUGCUGUUGUACUUGAGAGUAUAGGGGAUAUUCCUGAUGUUGAGAUAAAGCCACCUGACAAUGUGCUUUUUGUUUGUAAACUGAAUCCAGUCACUGAAGAUGAGGACUUGUUCACAAUUUUCUCACGCUUUGGAACUGUGCAAGCGGCUGACAUAAUACGUGAUUAUAAGACUGGAGACAGUUUGUGUUAUGCGUUCAUAGAAUUUGAAACGAAAGAGGCCUGUGAACAAGCAUAUUUCAAGAUGGAUAAUGCUUUGAUUGAUGACCGAAGAAUUCAUGUAGAUUUUAGUCAGAGUGUUGCAAGGUUGUGGUCCCAAUACAGGCGCAAAGAAGCGGGCAAAGGCAAAGGCUGCUUCAAAUGUGGUGCACUUGAUCACAUUGCCAAGGAGUGCACUGGUGAUAAUGCCAGUAAACAGCAACCGCAGAAGUACGUAUUGAAGAAUGAUAAUGCACAGCGUGGUGGAGGCAACAACUCUAGUUAUGAGAUGGUAUUUGAUGGAGAUACUCCAGAAAGUCCAAGACAAGAAAAGAGACAUCAAGACCAUGAUCCAAUUAACCGAGUUGAGAACCAAAAGAUGAAUAGGCAGAGUUCUGAGGACCAAAGGCGAGAUCAAGAAAAUAAGCACUCAAGUGAUAGAGACCGACAAAGUGUCAGAGGUAGAGGAUACAAAGAGGAAUCAAGUCGAGACAGUAGAUCAAGUCGAUCUGGUGGAAGAAGUCAUCGAGAUUUUGAAGGGGAAAGGGAUGCUGAAAAGCCUAAGGUGAGACAAAGAGACAAAGAUGAUAAGCUGGAUCAACGGGACUAUGCAGAGAGAAGACGUGAUGGAGAUUACAGAAAGAGGAGUGCAGAUAGUGAUAGAGAGAAGCAUAAAGAGAGACGAAGAGACAGAGAUGAUAAUAUUGACCAGCAGGAGAGUGGAAAGAGGUAUGCAGAUGACGGUAUGUAUGCAGCACAGAGGGGAGAUGAAGAUUACAGAAAAAGGACUGCAGAUGGUGAUAGAUCCACAGAAAGGAGUAGGGAUAGAGAAUACAGAAAGAGAAGUGUAGCUAAUGGUAGCCCUUCAGAAAAGAGAGACGAUGAAUUUUAUAGAAAGAUACGUGCAGAGCAUGAUAAGCAUGCAGAAAUGAGGGAUGAUAGAAACUCUAGGAAGAAAUCUGUUGAUGACAGACGAGACAAGAGAGAUGAACCAGUUCAUAAGAGAAGCGCAGGGAGGGAAGAUAGAGAACAUAGAAGGUGAAUGGCAUGGAAGUUCUCUUGAUGGAGAUGAAGCAUGUGAUUGUAUAAUUUUGACGCCAGAACUUUUACCAGACUUCGGUUUUCUGUGACUUUUCUCUGUAAUGAAUUGAAUCAAUAUUGUAGUGGUAUCAAUUUUGGACUAGUGACUCCAAACUGAAAUACUAAAACUAAGUUGUCACUUAGUUUUAUUUUAAUUAAAAUUAAAGACAUUAUGAUCUUUAA